AUGGCCCGAUGGCCACAAUCACCACGCUCGUGUAAUAGUAACGCCGGGCGUUUUGAGCCGGACGCAGCAACCUUCCAGGAUCUAGGCGCCUUCGACCCCAGUGCUUUCCCUAGCGGUAGUGGACAAUUGAACGACAGUUUAGAGCUAAAAGGACUAGGACUGGGACAUAUGACGUCCCAUUCGUCGUCUUUGGACGGCUCUUUGGGCCUCAGCAUGGGUUCGAACCUUCAUCAGCAUCAGCCACCGUCUUUAUCUGUGGCGCCACCGUUACCGCCAUCUUCUCCUCGUCUUCAGCAGCCAACAAACAACGUGGGAACUUUAUACCAUUUACAACAUCAACACCAGCUUCACCAGCAACAGGAAUUUAUAAUGGAUUCUGAUUCAAGCUCUGGAUUACAAUCUUUGGCUUUUUUAGGAGGUACAAAGCGAAGAGGACAGAUUAAAGAAGAGUUUGGACUACCAUCUUCAUUCCCUUUCAGUGGUGAACAUACAAGAUUAUUGAAGACACAAAAUAUGGGGUCGUCAGAUGCAGAUGGACGUGGGUUUGACCUCUCUGAUGCGGUGCUUAAUAUGAAUUUGGGUGGCAAGACACUAGACAACAACGUCGAACGUAGAGUAUUUGAAAAAAGAGGUGGAUGGGACGAGAUGUCUACAAAUCCUUCACCAGCGAUGCCUUCGUCGACAUUGCUGCGUGAUCAGAUGAAUGCACAAAUGGCUGCAUUGUAUCAACACGCAAUGCCGUCGGGCAAUGAUCGGUUAAUGUUCCAAUCUCCGCAGCAUCAGCGGCAAUCGUUAGCACAACCAGGCCAUGACUUUUUGAGUGUGCAAAACUAUGACAACAGUGGUAGUAAGUCUGGCUUUGAAGGGCGAGAGUUAUACCCUUAUCCGAAUCUGAACAUUUCUGGUGGCAACAUUCCGUCACCAGCGUCAGGUAGAAUUUCAGGUUACCCUAUGUCCAGUCUGAGUGAUAAUUCGGGUCAUGGAGGCCUCGCACCUAAAAUGUCGCCUUCACGAGGACAUCACAUGAGGAGUUUGACUCCAUCGCGUACGCGCCGCUCUCCAGCAAAGCCAUUGCAGCUUUACCAUGAAAACACGGCAACAAGCUCAGUAACGGAAGGCCAGGGCAAUUCAAUUAAUGUGUCACCAGAGGUGACAAAGCCUAAUGACAACAUUAAAGUACAAGUAUCUCUCUUGGCGGAAGAAUGCAUUGUUGGGCGAGUGCUCCUUGUGGGACUUUUUCGCCUCGGACAGCCAACGAAUGACAAGCCAAUCUUUGUAAAACAAGUUCUGUUUGAAAACAAGUUACACCGUAAUUUUCGCUACCUAAAUACGCGUAUCACAUUCCGCGCCCCACGCUCUCCUGGUGAAUAUGAGUUUCGUGCGUUUGAAGACAAGGGCGGCUACAGCCAUCAGCCUAAUGGUAAACGCCAAAGUCACACGAGCGACGAUCAAUCCGAGAGCCAUCACCAUAGCAAGGCAUCGUACUCAAACGUGACAAUCGCGCGUAGUAAUCGGUUAAAGGUUUGCUUGGAGUACAGCCACUUCAUCGACGCGUUGCGUGCGACGCAUGACAAGAUUCAGCAAGGUGUGGUCGAUGGUGAUGCCGGGUUAGUGUUAAGUGCACUCCUUGCGUUUAUGCGACUUGUGGACCAAGUAGAAACUGUUUUUCUUCACGGUCAUGUUCUUUUGGGAGACCUGCUGGAGGCCUGUCUGCGCUUACUCAAGCGUAGUGCUGACGAUAUUGCACGUUCUUUCAGGGCAACCGAGACAAUUCCGCAUCCAAUGGAGACUUUCCACGGCAUGCUGCGCAACGUCUUAAAUGCUGUUGAGGCCAAUAGGUACGUAAGAGAGCUCGUGACAGAUAACCAGCUUGCUGACAUUGCUCGCGUUCAGCGUGAACGCUUUUGCCAAGUGAGUGGGCUCUACUUUGCUAACGAUGGCGACCGUUGCGUCUUUUGGCGGAAGAACUAUGGUUUUGUGCCGAUUGAGAGUACGUUAUUAGGUUCAGAUGGCGACAAUGAGGGUAAGAUGCUACACACCGCUCCGUUCGUGACAAGGGUGGUGACUCGGUGGGUAGAACGGGAGGCGGCCGUUCUCAUGCCAAACCGCACUGCAUUUCGUUUGUCGCGUCAAUCAAUUUACGACCAAGUGCAUGCUGAAGUUAUUUCCAAGCUAUCUUUCACGUGUGAAUUGGACGUGUUUGGAUCGUCGGCUAAUGAAUUUGGCAACGAGCACAGUGACAUGGAUAUGUGCCUCGUAUUGCCCGAAGCGAAGACCCCAACUGUGGAGGAGAAGCAACGUAUGCUGCUGGAAGUUGUUGCACGCCUUGAGUCACGUCCAGACUUGUUCAUAUCUGUGGAUACUACGCGCCUUACGGCGCGCAUUCCAAUCGUUAUGUUCGUGUCACGCACAUCUGGCAUAGAGUGUGACUUGUGCGUCGAGAAUCGACUGGCACAGCGCAACACUUCCUUGCUUCGUGCUUAUGCUAGCGCUGAUCCACGCGUGCGCAUGCUGGCUUAUGUGAUUAAGCGCUUUGUAAAACAAAGGCGCAUGAAUUGUGCCGCUGAGGGCACGCUCUCAUCGUACGGCUAUUUGCUCUUACUCAUUCACUUUCUCCAGCGACAAAAUCCUCCUGUGUUGCCUGUGCUUCAGGCCUUGCCCCCGAAUUGGCCGAAUGAACCUCGCGAGGAACUGCCAAGUGUGGUAUGUCGUGGCCCAAGCGACGAAUUGGAUCCAUCAACAAGCAAUGACACCAGCGGCAUCGAGACAUACUUCUACGACCCGUUCGCAUUCCGUGAACCGAAUGAAAAGUUAGCUUCUUUGCGCAAUUACUGUGCGCGCAACAGGCAAACCGUCGGUGAACUAUUGCUAGGUUUUCUUUGCUACUUCGGUUUGCAAUUUGAUGCCACGCGCGAUGUUGUGAGUGUUCGUCGUCCAGAUGCUGGUAAUGUUACCAAGGACGAAAAGCGGCACACUUCCCAGUGGCGCUUUACGACGCGGUUGAGCAUCGAAGAUCCGUUUGAGGUGAGCUACGAUGUGGCGCACGUACUCAAGGGCUCACGUGACAAAUACAUUCGCCAACAGUUUGUGCGAGCAUACUUGCUGCUUAUGGAUGGCGCUAUACAACAUAAGAGCAAAGCUGAGGGGAAUGAUAGCCCAAAUGAGCAAGAUGCCGAGGCUGAUGACGAAGCUGUUGACCGGAUCAUGUCGAUCGUGAACGAGCACGUUCUGGAGGUGCCUUUUUUGCAAGCACCCUCUCACUCGAUUUCACCUGUACCAAUGCCAACGACACAGCAACAUGACGGCUUUUAA
This is a messenger RNA of Peronospora farinosa, 3312 nucleotides long. The record is from the annotation of a GenBank genome assembly. NCBI's taxonomy places the organism in Eukaryota, Oomycota, Peronosporomycetes, Peronosporales, Peronosporaceae.